This is a messenger RNA of Orbilia oligospora ATCC 24927, 1335 nucleotides long. RefSeq lists its product as uncharacterized. Lineage: Eukaryota; Fungi; Ascomycota; Orbiliomycetes; Orbiliales; Orbiliaceae. Bases 1 to 1335 code for a protein of 444 amino acids. The transcript is spliced from 3 exons. The record is from RefSeq and is a predicted model, not a curated record.
AUGGGCUGGUUCAAAAGUCAGAAUCAGACCCAGCUAGAUGUUCCAGGAAGUGCGGCCGCGGGACCACCGGCUACAAAUACCACCACCACCACCACCACACAUCCAGACGAAACAGAAGCAUUACUCCCCAACGAAUCCUACAGAUUAGAGCGUCGUAGACCAAGUGGUAGUAAAUUAUGGCUUCUACCAGCUGUAGUUUUCCUCUUAAUGAUGUCCUUCCUCACCCGCGAGGGUGCUAUGUGGUUUUUUAGAAGUAAUUGGGUCUCCGAGGCACGAACUCUUUCUAUAGAUAUAGAUUACACGGACGGCCUAGGAUUUUGGAUAGAAGGCAACGGCAAGGUUGAGGGAACCAUUGACGUUGUAGAAAUACCCCAGGACCAGAAACCAAGACUAGACGUCGAGGUCUUCACCUUGACAUGGGACACUGAAGGAUUUAAAUCAGUACAGCUCGAAAAUACUGAAGGCUGUGUGAUCUUAAAGUGCGAACGAGCCUUCCAAAAAUCCUUCUUCCAGCGAUCAAUACCCCCUGUAAAAGUCCGCGCAAAGCUCUACUUGCGACCUGGAAAGCUUCAAGACCUCCUCCUCGUGGCCAGCAAUCUAAACAUCAAUCUCGACAUCCCCAAUAUCCAAUUAUCCAGCGCAAGCUUCACCAGCGACUUGGGCGUUAUCAAAUCCAUCAACUAUGUAAACUCCUUGGACAUUGAACUACAUACUAUCUCCGGCGAUAUCUCUGGAAAAUUUGACCUCCACGAAAAACUCCGCGUUCGAACGGAGAGAGGAAAAGUUAGCAUCCAGGUCGCGCCAGGUGAAGGCGAGGGCUACGCUUCCACCGAUAUAAAAACAUCAAGCGGUAACAUCGCCAUCAACUUCGACGAACCAAAAACGCAGCGGAGUUAUAGAACCACACUUCACGCUCAUUCUGGGAGCAUCUCAGGUCGCUUAUUCCUAGGGAAAGGUCUCUCCGCAAAGUCCCAAACCGGUGAUAUAGACCUCCACAUUAUAGGAACCGGCUCGAGGGAACCAUACCUAAAAACAAAUACCGAAUCUGGCUUAACAAGAAUCACAAUCGAAAAAAGCCCCCUUGAAAAGAUCCUCAGCACGCAUACCGCAAACAGUGGGGAUAUAAACCUCUUUUAUCCAUCAACUUGGGAAGGAGAACUCCACGCAAAGUCCGGGACGGGUGAUAUCCGCAUUCAAGGCGAUGGUCUCGAAAUCACACAAGAUUCUGAAGGACUCGUAAGAGGUCAAGAGAUUUGGGCAGAAAAGGGCAAUCCUGCAAAUGGCCGUCUGAUGACGCGGUCAGCAACAGGUGAUAUCCUAAUUUCAAUAGCAUAG